Messenger RNA from Phalacrocorax carbo (great cormorant), 2845 nucleotides. The record is from RefSeq and is a predicted model, not a curated record. Lineage: Eukaryota; Metazoa; Chordata; Aves; Suliformes; Phalacrocoracidae.
CGCGAGACUAGGGCCUGGCGGGCCUUUCGAGCCGCCGGCGCCGCUGACGGGUGCGGCCCCGCCACUGGGCGCGCGCCUCGGGUCCGCCACCCCCGCCUGGGCGGGGCCGCGCCUCCUCAGCCUUCCCGCCGUUUUCUGUGUCUCCUGCUCUGUGCAGUCGCUGAGAGGAAGCUUUAAAAUGGAGGUUUAGAAGACAAGUUUCUGCUUGCUGCUGGACUAAAACAAAAAAAACCUUUAUAAGCAAGAUCUUGAAGUGCAGUGUAACAUCAAUGAGGUUUUGUUUUUAGAACAAACUGAAAGUUCGUCUCACUUUGGAAGAGUUAAAAUGGUUGGAUGGGGUUUUUUAUGUGAGGAAAACUAUAUAAGUAAAUCACUUUUGCAGGUCAAUGAAUUACUCAAUAUUUACACCUGUUGCUUUUAAAUUAGUUAAUUGAAUUUACUUUAACUUUAAAAAAUAUGAUAGUAUUCUGUUAGUGAAUUUAUGUGAAUUAAGGAAAAACGUAAGCCUUUGCAAAGAUCAGGGAUUUAAUUGAUAUAAAAAUGUGUCCUGAUUUGAUGAACACCUUACAUUAAGACAUCCCUGAAAUAAAAAUUGGUUUCUAGCCUUCAAAUAGCUGCUCUAAUCCAGAAUAACAUUCAGUUUUCUGGUGUGAUCUGACGCUUCCUUUUUCCUGUGCAGACUAAUUUUAUUAAAAUACUGAAUAUUCAUUUAAAAUGACAAAAAAAAUACAACUGGAAUAAUACCCCAAAUUUUUUUGUGUAUUUGGAUCUUUUCUGCUUACAAAAAAUAUUUUAAUCAUGAGCUGUGGAAAUGAUUUUGUGGAAACUCUUAAGCAAAUUGGAUAUCCAAAAGCUGAUGAGCUUAAUGGAGAAGAUUUUGACUGGCUGUUUGAGUCUUCAGAAGACAAAUCAUUUCUGGAGUGGUUUUGUGGAAAUGUAAGUAAGCAGCAUGUGGUAUCUGAAAAAGAACUGCAAGAUUUUGGUAGUCUUGUUGAUUCUGGUAAGCCCGUUUUGGAAGGAAAUGCACUGGAUGAAGUCCUUAAAACCUUGAAGCCUGUGGAUUCAAAGAACAGAGAGGAGGAAGAAGAGGAGGAACUGAAGAAAUUAGAGGAUGAGCUUAAAACUCUUCAGAAGUUAAAAAACCUUCAAAUUCAUCGACAUAAUAAGCUUCAGAUGAUGGUUGCUGCGAACGGCCAUGUAUUGCAAACAUUAAAAAGUAAAGAGGAAGAAGCACAUAAAGAUUUCAAAGAAGGGUUGGAAGUGUUUACUGUGGCAAAUAAUAGGCUUAAUAAUGAACUGCUGUCUCUUACGGAUGCAGCUAAGGAACUGGCCUCUCUCUUCACUGCUUCAGAUUCAGACCAAGGCUCAGGUCAGCAUCCAGUGUUUUUUUCCCAACUUUCUUUGGACAAAUAUUUGUCUCAGGAAGAACAAAGCACUGCAGCACUUACCUCAUACAUAAAACCCCAUUUUUAUCAAGGUAUGUCUGAAGGGGUUGAAAAGUCACGUGAAGACAGCUUUCAGUUUGUGGAUAUAGGCAAUCAAGUCACUUGUGAUGAGACUAAUGAAGUCUGUGAGGAGAGUCAAGAGCUGGCCAGGCUCCAGACAGCGUAUAUUUGUGCUCAACAUCAGCUAAUUCAAAUGCAAGCUGAAGAGGAGGGCAUGAAUUCAGCUAUAAAAUGUGCAGAGAGCAUGCUACAGUUGUUAAGGAACGAGGACAUUGGAAAACAAGAAAACCUCAGUGCCAAAAUAUCUAGUUUAAAUGAUGAAACUUCAGCAAUUGAACAAGAAAUAACUCAGAUAAGCAAUGAAGAGCUGCUUCCCCUUCUAAAAGUGAAUGCACAGCUUUUGAGUGCGCCAGUGGUGAAAGGAUACUUGGAUCAUCAGAUUGCUCAGCUGGACUAUUAUGCUUCAAGACAAGAUGAAGUAUGCAGGCAUUUGAUAAGACAGAAAGCAUCGUUUGAACUUAUUGAGCUAGCGUAUGAAAUGGAGUUGAAGAAACAUAAGGAGGUCUGCUGUCAACUUGAGAAUUUGGUAGCAUCUCUGAAACAGAGCAGCAAUGAGUUGCAACAGAGGCUACAAGCAAUGACUGAGCAAACUGAACAUGCAAAGCCAAGAAACGCUAUUAGUUCAGAGGAUGGUUUCUCUUGCAGGCUGUAUCAGCUUCUGGAAGGAGAAAAUGAAAACCAACAGUUGUUUAAAACAUACAAAAACCUGGAGCAGAUGGCUCAGAAGUUAAAGCAGGACUGUGCUACAGUACAAGAUCAGCUAGCAGCAUCUUCUCAAGAACAGUCUCUCCUUUCUUCCAAGCUAAAAAGUGAUGUAGAUACCCUUUAUGAUGCUCUGUAUCGUGGAGGAAAUCAUAUACAACUCCGUAGUCAGGAACUUACUGAGCUGUUUCGUCAAUUGAAAGCUGACUUAAAUAAACUAAAUCAACUCCUUAUGGAUCUGAUUGCUGAUGUGAAGUCAAAGAGAAACUUUUUACAGUCCAAUAAGCUGCAUCAGAUGGAAAGAAACUUGUAUGUGCAUUUUUUCAAAGAUGAAGACCACUUGAAAGAGAUGGUGGAGAAGCUUGAGCAGCUGUCUGAGGCUACAGCCAGUGGUCUGGAACAUAAGAAUUUCACCACCAGUGAAGUUCUUAAUGUUUAAACUUAAUUGUACUCUUGAAGGAAAACACAUUACUGUAAACUGUCUACAAGUUUACGGAAUAAGUGUUAGCUUAUCAAGGCUAACAUUUAUCUAUCAUUGCAAUGUAUGUUUAGCUGCCACAGUUACUGAGUUUGGAUUGUAUGCUGCUUCAUGGCAUUUGCCACCUGCCCACUGAGUUAAAAUCUCAGUUUUGUCAAAG